UUUCCUCUUGGAGCACCUAAGUAGCUGUGCUCUCGAAUUCCAGUAAUGGGAACCAAGAGACCCUUUUGGUCUGCAGGAGGGAUGUUUCCUCUUUAGCUCCUAGAGGAAGGAGCUAAGUUUGCUGUUGUGCAAAUGAGAUACAUUCAGUUGCACCUUAGUCACCUUUAGUAUUUUUGAGCUUCUGCACAUGUGAGAUCAUACGUUGAGCGCAUCCCCUCAUCUCCCCACAGCUACCCUCUUUUUGGCUGGGUGUGUGCUUUACCACUGAGCUCCGUCCCCAGCUACCUUGCUCAUUAUUACUUCCUUCUCCCCUAUCAGGGUGUGAUGUGUGUAAACCUGAUGUUAUCCUCAGAUUGGAGAGAGGGGAGGAACCAUGGACAUCAUUUGCAGGUCAUGUCUGCUUAGAUCCGAUAGCCUCUUCUGACGUCCAUGGGCACCAAGCACACAUCUGGUGCACAUACAUGAAGGCAAAACACUCACAUGAAAUAAAAUGAAUAAAUCCAAAAGGUAACAAGUUUGAGGUAAGCCUGGGCUAUAUGAAAUCCUAUUAUGUUUCAAAAGAUUUCUGUUGUUGCAAUGACUUUUCUAGAUAAUAAUUAUCCUCAAGUUUUGAGUAGAGCCGGAAGUGGAGGAAGGAAAAUGUGUAGGCUUCUGUUGUGUUUUGUUGUUGGCUGCAGUGUUGAGGCUGGACCCCAGAGCCUGGUCCAUGCUGGACAGACUCCACUGCUGAGCUGCAUCCCACCUUGUAGUUUGUUGAGCUGGUUUUCACCAUGUAGCCAAGUCUGGCAUCAAACACUCAAUCCCCGUGUCUCUGCCUCACAAGUGCUGGGAUUUUACAUGUGCACCUUUGCCUAUGUGAAGGGUUUCUGAAAUCAUAGAACAGUACGAUUUACUUGAAGAUCCUCUAAAUGUGACUAGAAAUAAAGCUGGAAAUUGAUGAAAAUAGUACAAACUUAGGCUGUGGUCACUUGGCCCAACAUUUUAGAGGUGUCAUUCACUCUCUGCCUUGCCCUCUCACCAGCUAAACAUCUUCCUACUUGUUCAGAUCUUGAUUAUGCUCUAAGAUAGAGAUGAGUGCCUGAAAACAACAGUUAUCCCCGGAGUUCUGGAGUCACUUAGCAGGUUAGCUACAACAGUUGUACACAGCACUCUGUUUUAAACUUAUUGUUAGAGGUAUUUUCCUAGUUCCCCUGUUACAUGACAAAAUACUUCUCCCUCUUCCGUGGCCUCAGAGCCAGAUUAUUGGAAUGCUUUUCUAGAUUCCAAGAAACUAAUCCUUUAAAAGAUUAGUGAGCCUGUGGUACUUCGUGUAAGGGGCUGGGCAAAAUGACUGGCGGGUUUCACCACAGUAAUUAAGAGACUUGGGUAUAAAAAUUUGGGUGAUGUUUCUUGCGAUAGUUACCUUUCCUGUGAUUUCUCUUAACAAAUACUUCUACCUUAUUGUUCAUCUUAUAUUACUUUCAUUCCCUUGAUAGAUGUUUUAUCAUUUAAGAGUCUUCCUGAAUUCCUCUUAUACCAUUCAUUAUUUGGUUUGUAUUGCUUUAUGUAUAUAAUUAUUUAUGGUUCAAGAGAUAUUAACUGUUUUAUUUCAUUCUUUCACACUGAAACAUGCUUUGUAUUUAUGCUUCAUGUUUGUAUCUUUUCUACUGUUUGCUUUGCUUUAUAACCUGGAAGUGGUUUGCUAUAGGUCUUUCACAUGUUAGACUGUUUCCUAAUUCUUUUACCUAUCAAAUUUGUGGGAAUUCACCAGUUGUUAUUCUUUUCCAGAAGAAAACUGGAGAUCAAGUGAGUUUUUAAUGAAAUUCAAGGAACACCAAGAUAAGUAUUCUAGAUCAUUUGUAUAUAUUAACUAUAAAGAACUAACUAAAAAGAAGAGUAAUAUAUAUCAAAAGACAUUUACCCUAGUGAACAGUCCUGUUAAUUCCAAACAUCUACCUCCUGAAUAUGACACUCAUGGAAAUAUUUUAGAAAAUGUUUCAGAAUCAAUGAACAAUAAUCUAUGUCCAGCAAGUAAGAGAUUUAAUGAGUAUGAUGGAUAUUUGAAAUCAUGCCCAAAUUCCAUGCAAGACAUGGGACAUCCUGAAACCAAAUUCCAUACUCCAAGUGCCAAGGCUUGCAGUCACAGUGAUGUACAGGUACAGUAUGAGAAAACAGGAGCUCCAGCAGUGUCAUUUAGAAAUAAUAACUGUGAGAAGCCAUUUCUUAGGAAGGGAAGCUCAAAUACACAAAAUGGAGCAUACAGAGGGGAAAAUCCAUCCAUAUAUAACAAAAAGAAAAGAGCAACAAAUACUGAAAAAAAUCAUAUAUGCACAGAAUGUGGGAAGUCCUUCUGCAGGAAGUCAGUAUUGAUUCUACAUCUGGCGAUUCACACAGAGGAAAAGCCUUAUCAGUGUCAUCAGUGUGGAAAUGCAUUUAGAAGGAGGUCGUAUCUCAUUGACCAUCAGAGAACUCACACGGGAGAAAAACCCUUUGUUUGUAAUGAGUGUGGUAAGUCCUUCCGCCUAAAGACAGCCCUCACUGAUCACCAGAGAACACACACAGGCGAGAAGUCCUAUGAAUGCCCACAGUGUAAGAACGCCUUCAGAUUGAAGUCCCACCUUACUCGUCAUCAGAGAACUCACACAGGAGAAAAGCCAUAUGAGUGCAAUGACUGUGGGAAAUCUUUCCGCCAAAAGACAACACUCUCCCUCCAUCAGAGAAUUCAUACAGGGGAGAAACCCUACAUUUGUAAAGAAUGUGGGAAAUCUUUCCACCAGAAAGCAAAUCUCACUGUCCACCAGCGGACUCAUACAGGGGAGAAGCCCUAUAUUUGUAAGGAAUGUGGGAAAUCAUUCUCCCAGAAAACAACACUUGCCCUUCAUGAAAAAACUCAUAACGAGGAGAAGCCCUAUAUGUGUAACGAAUGUGGAAAGUCCUUCCGCCAGAAAACAACCCUUGUGGCCCAUCAGAGGACACAUACAGGGGAAAAGUCCUAUGAGUGUCCUCGUUGUGGGAAGGCCUUUAGAGUGAAAUCCUACCUCAUCGAUCAUCACAGAACUCACACAGGAGAAAAACCAUAUGAAUGUAACGAGUGUGGGAAAUCAUUCAGUCAAAAAACAAAUCUCAAUCUACACCAGAGGAUUCAUACUGGGGAGAAACCCUAUGUUUGUAAAGAGUGUGGGAAGUCCUUUCGCCAAAAAGCAACCCUCACUGUACAUCAGAAAAUACAUACAGGGCAGAAGUCCUAUGAGUGUCCUCAGUGUGGAAAAGCUUUUAGCAGGAAAUCCUACCUCAUUCAUCAUCAAAGAACUCAUACAGGAGAGAAACCCUAUAAAUGCAAUGAAUGUGGAAAGUGCUUCCGUCAAAAAACAAAUCUCAUUGUUCAUCAAAGAACUCACACAGGUGAGAAACCCUAUGUGUGUAAGGACUGUGGCAAGUCCUUCAGUUAUAAGAGAAACCUCAUUGUCCAUCAAAGGGUUCAUAGAGAAAAUAUAGAAAUAGAAUAAAAGAAAGUGAUGUCUUUGUAAAGUCUUUCCAAUUAUUAUAAAGUUGCAGUUUUAAAAAGAAAACCAUGCUUACAUAUAUCACAGUAGUUAUUAGAGUUCCUACCACAUUACUAUUUACUGCUCCCUAGCAUAGGAAAUAUUUAUAGUCAUUGUUGAAUUGUGUCAGCUGUGAAGGUAAUUUGUAACUUUUAGACUGUUCUGCUGACUUGAAAUACUUUAUUAAAACUACUUCCAAUUGUGUGUGGUAGUGCACACUUAGAGAUGCCAGUACUUUGGUGGCAAAGGCAAGGAAGUCAUAGUUUUAGAGCAACCUGACCUACAUACCAGCUUUCAAGCCAGCCAGGGCUACAUGGGAGAGACCAUCUCAAAACAACAAAAAAUUGUAGUACAUGUAGGAAAACACACUAUAAAAUGGUUAUCAGCAUUAAUUUCCAUAAGAAUAAAAAUGAACCCAAAGUUUCGUUGUAGUCUAUAUUACUAAAAAAUAGUUGCUGCUUUCCCUAUAAGUACAUCUGCAUAUAUUUUUCCUUUGGUUUUUUGAGACAGGAUUUCACUGUGGCUCUGGCUG
Messenger RNA from Onychomys torridus (southern grasshopper mouse), 4053 nucleotides. RefSeq names its product zinc finger protein 567 (gene Znf567). Gene Ontology annotation, biological process: regulation of transcription by RNA polymerase II. The record is from RefSeq and is a predicted model, not a curated record. The coding region runs from base 1797 to 3485 and encodes 562 amino acids. Gene Ontology annotation, molecular function: RNA polymerase II cis-regulatory region sequence-specific DNA binding; DNA-binding transcription factor activity. Gene Ontology annotation, cellular component: nucleus. The transcript is spliced from 2 exons. Lineage: Eukaryota; Metazoa; Chordata; Mammalia; Rodentia; Cricetidae.